CAUCCACUUAACACUCUUUCGCUAUCAUCUUAUUCUCACCCGCUCAGGGCGUCAUGGGCAUCUUCUCGUGGUUGUACGGAUCCAAGUCGACCGACUACGAAACCGUCCUCGCCCAACUGGCAACUGAGAUCAACGAGGCCAAGCAGAACCUCUCUGAGAUUCGCCUGCGGCAGCGUCGUUUUACUCUUGUCGUUAAUGCGUACGGCAUCGGCCUGUGGGCUGUCAUCCUCGGCCUGUGGUACUUGGGGAAACUGCCAUGGGGCUUGGUCGGAUGGGAUGCGGAUGGGACUGAGGCCAAGGUCGUUGGCGGGGCCGCCGUGGGAGGCGCGCCGUUUGUGAUCUGGCUGCUCAACCGUACCAUUUCGUGGAUCUUUGUGCGCAAGCGCACGUCGGAAGAGACUCAUCUCCGGCUCCUGCUCAACAAGCAGAGGAAACAGGUCGAGGAGAUCAAGAAGGCCACCAACUUUGACACAACCCGCAAGCUUAUUGAACAAUACGAGGACUCGCCCAUGGGCACACCACAACGCACCCCCCAGCGUAGUCCCCAAACACCGCAGCGCAAGGGGUCGCCGGCAACGUCGCAGUCUCCUCAGCAGACACCGCAGAAGCACACGCCGGGGCAGGGCGCACCUGUCUCUCCGGCGCAGGGGACGCCGCAUGCGCCCGGCCACCUUGCAAGUAAGCUGACGCGAGGCCGGAAGAAGGACCCCGCGCUGACCACAGCGCGCCCGCAGACCCCGCUGCCGAUUCCGCCUGGGCUCACGCCCGAGCAGGCCGCUAUCCUCCACAUGCAGAUGCAGGCCAUCACACCGGUGCUACCGACGCCCGAGAAGAAGUGGUAUGACCGGCUGGCGGACACGAUCCUGGGCGACGACCCGGCUCAGGCCACGCAGAGCAAGUACGCGCUCGUGUGCGAAAAGUGCUUCCGGCACAACGGGCUUAUCGGGUCCAAGCACGAGUGGGAGCGCAUGCAAUGGAUUUGCCCGCGGUGCAACCAUAUGAACCGCGCGCCGCUGUCGCGCAUGGCGGGAGAGGAAGGAUAUGCACACGACGUGCCGACGCCGCAGCAGUCGCAGUCGCUGUCCUUAUCACAGUCGCAGUCUCAGGCGCUGCCCGAGACGCCGAGCAAGCCGGCUAAGCAGCGCGGGGCGCCCACGGCGUCGCCACUCCGGAGGGCAGUGGGCGCGCGCAGUGCGCGCUCCUCGCGUCUGGGACAGGAGGUGUUCUCGGCGAGCGAUGCCGAGGACGCCGAGGACGACAAAGACGAGGAGGGGUACGAGGUCAAGGACGACGCGAUGGAGGUGGACAAGUAGAGCUGUACAGGGAGGAUGCAUCGCGCGUGGCUAGCGCAUAGCUGUGAUUGUG
Cutaneotrichosporon oleaginosum is the source of this 1365-nucleotide messenger RNA. RefSeq lists its product as uncharacterized. Gene Ontology annotation, biological process: endoplasmic reticulum tubular network organization. Gene Ontology annotation, cellular component: endoplasmic reticulum tubular network. The record is from RefSeq and is a predicted model, not a curated record. NCBI's taxonomy places the organism in Eukaryota, Fungi, Basidiomycota, Tremellomycetes, Trichosporonales, Trichosporonaceae.